Fusarium sp. VM40 is the source of this 864-nucleotide messenger RNA. The record is from the annotation of a GenBank genome assembly. NCBI's taxonomy places the organism in Eukaryota, Fungi, Ascomycota, Sordariomycetes, Hypocreales, Nectriaceae.
AUGUUAUUCAAGAACUUCAUAGCUUUCGCGAGCUUGGCUCAUGGUCUAGCAAUCAACGAGAAUAAGCCCAUUUGGCUAACACUCCCACCAACGCCAGACUUGCCAUCGCCCAUCAGCACCACAACAAGCCUGAUCAAUGGGGUCCAUCUUUGGAUGCAAGAGUACAAUAAAGGCGCAGGUGGAAUUCCAGUUGUUUUCGACCACGGCGGACUCGGCUACUCAGCAUAUUUUGGAUCUGUCAUCUCACGUCUCGUUGAUCAAGGCCACUAUGUGAUUGCCGUUGAUCGUCGCGGUCACGGCCGUUCAACCUUCAAUCAGGGCGACGUUUUUACUUAUGAUCAGUUCGCCAAGGAUAUCAACGAUCAGCUCAAGGCCGCUGGCGUGCACGAGUACAACGUCGUGGGAUGGUCUGAUGGUGCUAUAACAACUCUCUCGGCGCUCAUCAACCCAGUCACCGCAAAGCCUAUCAAGAAAGCCUUCAUCUUUGGCGGAUCGGCCAAUCCGGAACAGACCAACUCUACCUUCUCAGACACAGCCAUCUUCUCGGAAUUUGUUUCGCGCAGUCGCACCGAGUACGCUCAACUGCAGCCAAACGCCAACUUUACCUUGUUCGGCAGCAAGGUUCUCACUCUGGAGGCUACGCUGCCCCAGUUCACGAGCGAACAGCUUGGAUCUAUUGACGGAAGCAGAGUCAUUAUUGUUGGUGCGGAACAUGAGGAGGCUGUUAACCGGGAUGUGCCCAAGAAGCUGCAGAGUGCUAUCAAGGGAAGCCAGUUGAAGAUUCUCACUGGUGUGAGUCACUUUGCGCCGCUUCAGGACCCCAAGCAGUUCACUGCUGCUGUCGAGAAGUUCUUUGGGUUCUAG